UAAAGCGAGUGUUAACGGUUCUUGAAGAGUCGUAUGGUUUAAUGGCUAAUAAACGGGCAAAACUUUAAAGUCCUGUAGAAAGUUCUAGAGGCUUUUGGAGAUUUUUGCAAACUUCAUUAACUCUACGGUUCUGACAGGUUCUCAAUAACUCGGAUAUGGAGAGUGCGGCCAAAGGAUUUUAACACUUCUUGGAAUGUUUUUGGUUCACGUGUCAAAGUGCAAACAUAAGCGAGGUAAGUGUUACAAACUGUAGAAGUAGUUUACAACGAGGUAAGGGUUAGAGAAUGUGGUCACAAAACUGCUUGUAAUUUCGUUGGAAAGUGCGUUAUAAAGUGUUUUUGUACACCGUGGCCCAAGUAAAGGUGUUUUUUCUGCUAUUAAACGACUACAACGUGUCACUCUCCUCCAGAAGAAACCUUAAAUGUAAUUUUACCACUGUAAUUUUACUAUGUGUUAUGGCCAUCUAGAGGGCGGUUGCAAACCAAAAUGCAAUGACAGCAAAAUUAUAAAACCCAACAUGACGUCUACUGUCAGCUUAAGAUUAGUAGGAUUAACCGUGGUAAUUCUUAAUAAACAAACCGGUGGCUCUGUGCACCUCGCCAGCAAGCACCAAGCUUUAUUCCCAAAACGGGGAAAUUUUUUAGUCUGUCCCAUAUCCCUGGAAGCACUAAUGGCUUUAGUGCGAAUAGGAGCGCAUGGAAAUACUGGUAAACAAAUCUCUCUCGGGCUAAAUCUUCCGAUUGACAAAGAUCGCAUUUUGGACGUUUAUUCCAUGCUAUACACCAACCAAACUCCAACCAAAACUGUCAGUCGUAAAAUGUAUAUCAACAACGAAUUUAAGAUAAGCGAUCAAUAUAAAAAUUUUGCAAUGGAUAACUUUCAAUCUGAAAUAGAGUAUUUAAAUUUUUUGGAUAAAUCUCCCGCUCUUCACAAGAUGAACGAAUGGAUUGAGAACAAGACCCUUCACCUAGUUGGAAACCCUGUAACGGAUGAGACUUUAGAAAGAGAAUCACAAAUUAUUCUUUUCAAUGUUGUAUACAUGCAUGGUUUAUGGACAACAGCCUUUACACAAAAUCUGACAAGAGUGGAGAAAUUUUUCGUUGACAAUAACCGAUUUGUUGAAAUUGAAAUGCUUGAAGUAAAUGGGCAUUUAAAUUACUUCGAGAACACUGAAUUAAAAGCACAGUUUCUGCAAGUCGUUUAUGGAGGCGGAACGACAUCUUUCACUAUUGUUUUACCUAACGCUGUGGAUGGUUUGUCAGCUCUUGAAAGCCACAUUAUUAAAGUGAUCAGGAAGCCUCAUUACAGGAAAGUAGCGGUGCAUGCACUUAUCCCCAAGAUGAAGUUACGAGCUGUAGUACCAUUUGUAAACAUUUUGCAAUCCUUAGGAAUCGUCCAUCCAUUUCAAGACAAUGCUGAUCUAAGCUCAAUAGGAUCAAAAACCGGUGAUAAUCUGAAAAUUGGGAACGUUUUGCAAGCAGUUUACGGUGGUGUUGAGGAAACAGGGUCCGAUAAAGAUAUAACCUUGGGUAUCGCAAGGAACUCACCUUUUGCGGAGUACGUCACGUUUCACGCUGACCACCCAUUUAUGUUUUACGUAACCGACGAAACGAACGGAGUCACCUUUAUGGGUAGAUUUACAGCACCAGAAGGAGAAAUAAAACUGAGAAUCAACGAUAAUAUGAAAGCAACUCGAAAUAUCACGAAAUGA
This is a messenger RNA of Photinus pyralis (common eastern firefly), 1711 nucleotides long. RefSeq names its product serine protease inhibitor 42Dd-like. The transcript has 4 exons. Bases 449 to 1711 code for a protein of 420 amino acids. The record is from RefSeq and is a predicted model, not a curated record. NCBI's taxonomy places the organism in Eukaryota, Metazoa, Arthropoda, Insecta, Coleoptera, Lampyridae. Gene Ontology annotation, molecular function: serine-type endopeptidase inhibitor activity.